AAGCGGCGGUGCGCGGAGCAGGAAGGAGGAAGCCAUGGCGGCGGCGGAGGCCGAGUGGGAGCCCGCGGGGCUGCUGCCGGCCGCGGGGGGCGGCCUGGACUGGGAGGCGGUGCUGGGCGAGGAGCUGGGCGAGCUGCUGGGCGCCGCCGGGCCGCCGCGGGAGAUGGGGGACGAGGCCGAGGAGAAUGAUCUGUAUAACUUUCAUUUUGACUUGGAUUUGAUGUCUUGGGACUCAGACCUUUGGAACAUUACAAGCCACGCUUAUUCAGAUGCAAACGUGAAGACAGAGCCCUUAUCGCCAGCCACUUCGAGUUGUUCAGUCCCUUCUCCAUCGUCUGCGGAGUCGCCAGUGCAGAAUGUGCCUGAUGAUAUGGACUUCAGCUGUAGCUCCCAGAUGUCUCCCAUCUCCCUCUACAUCAAGAGUUCUGGAAGCCCCGCGUCCCCUGAAGGAGAUGCAGGGAAGAAGCCUGCUGUCAGCGCCACUUCUCGCUCUGCAAAUAAUUCUGUGAAAACUCUGAAGAAAUGUCAGUCAGCGUCUAGGCCUUCAAUACAACCGAAACCCCUUCUGCCUGCUGUACCUGAGGCUCAGGCUAACAUUGGCAUCCCAGCUAAAACCAUCAUUAUUCAGACUCUUCCAACACUUGUGCCGCUGCCAAAGCAUCAGCCAGUUGUUAACAUCCAGCCAGCACCUCCCAAAGGUCAAUCAGUGGUGCUCCCCCAGCCCACCAUGGUACAGCUCCAGGCUUCUGGGGUGCUUCCUGCCUCCCAGCCAGUCAUUGCUGUCACUGGGGGGACCACGCAGCUCCACAAUCACACGGUGAAUGCGCUGCCCCCGGCUGCUGGAAAUGGCUCAACAAGUGGCAAAAUCGCAGUGACUAAACCCUUGCUGCAAAGCACCACACCGACAGUGGGGCUGGAUGUCAAUGUCUUGAGAAGGCAGCAGCGCAUGAUCAAAAACCGGGAGUCAGCCUUUCAGUCACGGAAGAAAAAAAAAGAAUACAUGUUGGGACUAGAGGCCAGGCUGGAGGCAGCCUUACUGGAGAAUGAGAAACUCAAGAAAGAAAACAGCACACUGAAGAGGCAGCUGGAUGAAGUGGUAUUAGAGAACCAGAAGCUCAAAGUAUCAUCUCCUAAGAGAAGAACCCUGUGUGUGAUGGUGAUACUGGCUUUCAUAAUGUUGAAUUAUGGUCCACUGAGUAUAUUCGAAAAAGAUCCCAAUGGAGUCGACUCCACUGUGAGUUCCAACCACCGGACGCGAAAUCUUCUGGAGUUCUCAGCUAGCCAGGAGUCCAGCACAGCGCAGAAAAUACCUGGUGACGUAAUUUCCGAGAAGAGUAAUAGGUACGAUCAUUCUGUGUCUGAUAACAAAGCACUGAUGAUAGUAUCAGAAGAACCACUAUUGUAUAUUUCACCACCACCACCACCCUGUCAGCCCCUGAUCAACCGGACAGAGUCACUGAGGCUAAAUCAUGAACUUCGAGGAUGGGUUCAUAGACAUGAAGUGGAACGAACAAGGUCUAGAAGGCUGUCAAAUACCCAACAGCAGAAAGCACGGGUUACGCAGAGCUCCCUCAGUGAGAAGGUAGAUUCCCAGCUAAUGGCCAUGCCUUAUACAGACACCAGCCUCAGCAGGAACUCAGGGAACGAGCUGCAAGUGUAUUAUGCCUCUCCAAGGAGCUAUCAAGACUUCUUUGAAGCUAUUCGCAGAAGGGAAGAUACAUUCUACGUGGUGUCAUUUCGUAGAGACCACCUGUUAUUGCCAGCCACCACACAUAACAAGACCAGAAGACCAAAGAUGUCUAUAGUGUUGCCAGCUGUAAACAUCAAUGAGAACGUGAUCAAUGGGCAGGACUACGAAGUGAUGAUGCAGAUCGACUGCGAAGUGAUGGACACCAGGAUUCUCCACAUUAAAAGUUCAUCUGUCCCUCCGUACCUCCGGGAGCAGCGCAGGAAUCACACCGACGCCUUCUACAGCUCGUCCCCCUCUGUCUCAGAGACGCCCCAUGCCCUGAGGGCAAUUGUCAAGUCCCUGCAGUAGCUCCUGCAGUGUAGCAGCGCGGCCCGUGCACCCUGCCUGAGCCCCGAUGCUGGCAGGUCCCUGGGGCUCCGGGCACAGCGAGGGCGGCUUAUAGCCCAUUCCUGUGCCUGACCCCACCAAACGGCCGCAUCCUGUCCUGCCCAGGGACUGCAGAGCUCUGCCAGCUGGGGCCAGGCCUGGGGGACCCGUGCAGCGUGAUGCCCAGUGCCAGAGGCACGGGUGACGCACGCUGCCGCAGUCCUGGUGUCCGGCAUCAGCAGCUGGUGCCCCGCACUGGCAAAGGGGGCACUGGCCAUCCUUGCUACUUAUGCACUGUCCAAAAUUUUUUUUUUUUUUUUUUCCCUCCCCGUUCAGCCAUCUCUUGAAGUCUGGUGCUGAGCACUGGUGGCCUGUCCAGAGACACUGCUGCGAGGGCCUGUGCCUGAGGCUCAGGACAGCAGGAGGAAACAGUGUCCAGAUCCAGACUGCACCCCCUAGUCCUGGCCCUGCACCCCUGGAGCAGGACCAUCCGUCCCUGCCAGAGUGGCUGGUCAUCCCCAGGCCUCGUCACCUGCCCCAAACCCUUCCCCAAGCAGCCUCCCUCACCGGGGGAGCUGGGGGCUGCUGCCUGGGGCUGCAGGGGUACCGCUGGUGCCACGCAGCGAGGUGCGACAGCCCUCUGGGCACUGGCAGCCAAGGCACUACAAGCAGAACAACCUGCACUGCCACCAGGCGUGCCCCGAGGGCUCCCUGCUGCCCGGCCACCUGUGGAGCUGCUAAAACAGGGUCCUGCUCCUGGGGUCACCCUGCAGAGGGAGUCCCACGUUUGUGCCCACCGAGCAGGGUGCCCAGGUGUUACGGGGCCCUGCCCACCGAGACAUGCACAGCCUCACCUGUGUGCACGCAGCUGCAUGGCAAAAGGCUGGGGCUUGGCCGCAGGGUGGUGGUUUAGUGCAGCAUAACCAUCACUAAAGAUUGUACUUCUUUAUCCACCCCCCCCCCUUAUUUCUUUUUUUAAUUUUGGGUGAUAUUUAAUGUUUCUCACUGCUACCAGCCUGCUGAGCGGCUCUGCCUCUGUUCGCAGGCUCGCGGGGCAGGCAGCAUCGCCCUGGCAGCGCCAGCCCUGCUGGGGCAGGAGGGCACUUUGAGUGCGGUGGGACACAGCCACAGCACCUUCCUCCCGAAACACGCACACAGACAUACACAGGAGCACCUUCCGCCCAAAACACACACCCGGUCUCCACCCUGGCACCCCCCCAUCAUGCAGCAGGGCAGCCUGCCCCGAGCCCUGAGCCACCCGAAGGGGCUCUUGCUGAGGUUCCCGAGUGCCACCACAAAAGCCCUCUGCCCUCUUUUGCCAGCCGGGGCUGGGCCGAGGGGAUGCAGCGCGGUGCUCAGCUGGGGUCGGGAGCCAGCAGAGCAUCAGCCUUGCUUAAUGACUUCAGCAUGUUGUUACUUUUUUCCCCCUUGCAGUUAGCACAGAAGAUGAUCGGCUUCGGUUUGCCAGACCAUUGGCUUUCCCUCCUUGUCUGAACCACUUACUGAUGUGUUUUUUUUUAAUUAUUAUUAUUAUUAUUAUUAUUCUUUGUGUGUGUGUGUGUGGCUGUUAGGAAAUAAAGGUUGAUCCCACAGAAAGACAAACAGCUCAGGGGAGGCGAAGGAGGAGGGCGAGCAGCAAUACAUCCCUGUGAAAUAUGUGCCUUGCAACACUGUGGAAAAGCUUUGCCCUUUGCCACGUAGUCAGCGCCGCACGGCCCCCGUCCCCUCGGCUCUGGAGCUGCUGGGAAGCAGCCGGGCUCGGCGAGGGGCUUGGCUGCGCUCCUUGCACCAGUUCUGUUUUCCUGGCCCGGGCCCCACCUGACCGCGGGCCAGCUCGCGCAGUCAUCGAGAAGAAACUCCCCGGCUGUGCCCCAGCCAGAGGCACGCAGCCCCCGCCGCGCCCGCGCUGCUCUGGGGGGGCCCUUUGCUGCUGGGAGCCACGGCAGGGACCCGGCGGUGGUGGCCGCGCUCCCGCAGCGGUGCCGUGGGUCGGUUGGGGCGGGGAGGGGUGCACCCGUGGGUGCAUCCACAACAGGGCUGUGGAAAGGGCCACAGGGGUGGCAGGGCAGCAUCUCGAGCCUGGGGGCUGGCACAGAGGGGUCGGGGACAUGGGACCGCUGCGGUCGCACAUCCUCAGCCCAGCGGGCACCGGUGGCAGAGAGCACCUCUCUUCCCGUGUAGUCCUCUUGUCUGUGUCCCUAGCACUGAUGGCAAUAAAAUCGUUCUCUUAUUUAUUAC
Messenger RNA from Cygnus atratus (black swan), 4294 nucleotides. RefSeq names its product activating transcription factor 6 (gene ATF6). Gene Ontology annotation, molecular function: RNA polymerase II cis-regulatory region sequence-specific DNA binding; DNA-binding transcription factor activity, RNA polymerase II-specific. Gene Ontology annotation, cellular component: nucleus. The transcript has 16 exons. Gene Ontology annotation, biological process: regulation of transcription by RNA polymerase II; endoplasmic reticulum unfolded protein response. Lineage: Eukaryota; Metazoa; Chordata; Aves; Anseriformes; Anatidae. The record is from RefSeq and is a predicted model, not a curated record. The coding region runs from base 35 to 2038 and encodes 667 amino acids.